ACUGCAAGAGUUCCUCCUCUUGUAAGUAGCAUGUCACCAACUAGAUGUGCUCCGAGUCGAAAACAUACCGUGAAGUUGACGAGUAGCUUCGCGGUGUGCAGCUUUAUUUGACUUUUAUUUUAUUCUUGAAGACUUCAUAUUUAUUAUUCAAUACUUAUUCAAUACGCAUUUAAAGACGCUUUCCACACCAAUCUAUUCGAGCCUAGCCUAAUCUCCGCGCUUUGCGUUGUUGAAAUGCCUUUCCUGUUCGAUGGAAGGGAUGAACGCGCUAACAGAAGAGUGAUGUGUGUUUUGCUGGCUGGGGUAGUUCUGGUGUUGUUCUCCGUUGGAGUUGCUGGUACCCCGGAGGAACAUAAACCCGUACAGGAACAAUUGCCCCAAGAGAAAGUCACCACAGUACACCCUAUAAGUGUAGUUGGAAGUGAAAAUGAUCCGAACAAAGGCAACCUGGGCUUCAUCCAUGCUUUUGUUGCGUCCUUCUCCGUCAUCAUCGUGUCGGAGCUGGGAGACAAGACGUUCUUCAUCGCAGCUAUCAUGGCCAUGCGGUACAACAGGUUCACCGUGCUCGUCGGGGCUAUGCUUGCUCUGAGCUUCAUGACCUGCCUCUCAGUGCUGUUUGGCUACGCCACCACCAUCAUCCCCAGGAUUUACACCUACUACGUGUCCACUGCCCUGUUUGCCAUCUUCGGGGUGCGCAUGCUCCGCGAGGGGCUGAAGAUGAGCCCAGACGAGGGCCAGGAGGAGCUGGAGGAGGUGCAGGCUGAGAUCAAGAAGAAGGAUGAGGAGCUCCAGAGGUCGAAGCAGCAGAACGGUAUGUCGGACGUGGAGAUGGGCGCCGGCGCCGGGGUGCAGCAGAGCCGCUGGCGUUACCUCAUCUCCCCCGUGUUCCUGCAGGCGCUCACCCUCACCUUCCUGGCCGAGUGGGGCGACCGCUCCCAGCUCACCACCAUCAUCCUGGCCGCCCGUGAGGACCCUUUUGGAGUGGCAGUGGGCGGUACCCUGGGACACUGCCUGUGCACCGGGCUGGCCGUGGUCGGAGGAAGGAUGAUCGCCCAGAAGAUCUCCGUCCGAACCGUUACGAUCAUCGGGGGCGUCGUCUUCCUGGGCUUCGCCUUCUCGGCACUCUUCAUCAAGCCGGACGCUGCACUCUGAGAAGCAGGACUCGACACUCAAUUUGUACAUACCUGUAAAAGUUGUUAGACUAGUCAGAGAGGCUGUUCUCUUUGUGAGCGAGUAUAUGUGACAGGGUACUGUGUGUGUGUGAGAGAGAAUGUUAGGCUGUGUGUGUGUGUGUGAGAGAAUGUUAGGCUGUGUGUGUGUGAGAGAAUGUUAGGCUGUGUAUGUGAGAAAUUUGAGGCUGUGUGUGUGUGUGCGCGUGUCUGUCUGUGGAUGCUGUCCUCUUGUCUUACUCAGUGUUUGAUCCCUCAGCUGUCUGAACCAAGAGCCAAGCAUACCUCUCCCCCUGUCAGGCCUUUCUCUACUGCCUCCCUCCCAGGACCACAUGCAUCCUGGCUCGUAGUGAUUUAAAAUAGCCCUCUGGAGGACCCGCCCCUUACCCAAGCCCUAUGUCCCUCCCUCCCCCCCACGCACCACCCUCCUCCCCGAGUCUGAACCCUCACCCCUCACCUCCGAGUCCAGGUUCCAGAGACCUGUGCAUCUCCGGUCCUCCCCAGCCAGUGCUCCUCUGUUUUCUCCCAUUAGCAUUCUGCUGCCAUGGCAACACAAAGCCACUUGUCCUGUGGACCUGAGGUGUCGAUAACACAAGCGGGGUUUACACCUCCAACCAUGACUCGCCUGGUUCAUAACUCUUAACGGUGACUCCGCUGGUUUGUAACUCCAUUCCUCAGGUCAGACUGCAGCUACACUUCCUCUGCACUGUCUGAGCAACACUGGUGUUCAAAUCAGGCAUCCUUUCCUUACGGUCACCUCCAGUAGAACAGGACACUUGGCAACAAAGAGAUUGUAAAAACCCUGAGCCACUAAGUUACAUCUUUUUAUUGAGCAUCAUUUCUAAUUUAUUUUACAACUCUUGGAGCACAGAUUAUGGUUCAUGGUUGUGCUGUAAUUGUUUUGUGUUUUUAGGCUACAGAGUGUAGGUGAGUGGGUAUAUUUUGUGGCCUGUGUACAUGGUAAUGCUACUGUCAAUAUUUGACAGGUUGUAUCGUAGAGACGAAAGUGCUAGUCACAUCGAUGUACCUUCGAUUCCUGAACGCCUGUCCUUCAGAGCUCAAUAAAGCCCUUCUCAUUCAGGCUGUUCUGAA
Hypomesus transpacificus is the source of this 2261-nucleotide messenger RNA. It is a transcript of the gene tmem165, whose product is annotated as transmembrane protein 165. The record is from RefSeq and is a predicted model, not a curated record. Lineage: Eukaryota; Metazoa; Chordata; Actinopteri; Osmeriformes; Osmeridae. Gene Ontology annotation, biological process: calcium ion transmembrane transport; Golgi calcium ion homeostasis; manganese ion transmembrane transport. The transcript is spliced from 6 exons. Gene Ontology annotation, molecular function: calcium ion transmembrane transporter activity; manganese ion transmembrane transporter activity. Gene Ontology annotation, cellular component: Golgi apparatus. The coding region runs from base 235 to 1152 and encodes 305 amino acids.